AGAACAAUCAUCAUCGUCAUAACAAUUACUCCUCCUCUUGUUGUUGCUGUUGGUAUCGUUGGCGAUCCGAUCAACCCCGUCAAGCAACGCUCGCCUUCUUAACGCAUCAUAGACACCUUUUUUUUCCUUCUUCCGUUUCCUCCGUGCUUUUUGUUUCGGCUUCUCCCCACACACGCGUCGUACGCCGUUAUCGUCAUUCGCACAACUUAUUGUUCUUACUUUCUUACUCACGCGCACGUCACCUCGUUCCGACUGUUCUGUCUUUGCAGUCAGAAGGAAAGAAAAACGGAAGACACGAGAGAGGGUCCUUUUCCAUACAGGAUCACACAAGCGCGUUCGCACUUGCAUACAUACCUGCACAUACACACACGUAUAUAUAUAAGAGAAAACAAAAGACGAGCACGGUAUUGCUGCGCUGGAAACCACAGCCCUGCCCUUUCAUUGCUUGAGGCUCAGAGAGCACAAGAAAACUAGUCUCAAAAAGCGCAAGACGUGAAUCUAAAAGGAAAAGGAAGAAAUAAAGCGUUGCCAAGAUGCUCCGCUUUACGCGUCUCGCACGCGGCACGCUCGUCAAGCUCGGCCGCGGCCCUGGAAACGUGACGGAAUCGGCAAGCAACGCGCUGCUCGAAUCCCUGCAAGACCACGGCUACUGCUACAUUCAGCACCCCUUCAUCCAAAAGAGCAUUCUCGAGCAGCUGCACCGCGACUGCCGCAUCUUCUUCGAGCAGUACAUCCUUCAGCUCCGCGACGCCGCCGCGCAGGGCAGCCUAAAGCGGAACAACCUCCACCACUACAAUUGCACCCCCCUCUCCCCGUACGAGCUGGAGAGCAUCAAGUCAGCCAGCGGUUUCCGCGGGUACUACCGCUACGUCGGCGCGAGCGGGCUGGACGACGCCAUCGAUUGCUUCUCGGUCGGCCGCGACGACAUGCCCGACCCGGCGGUGCUGCGGCGCGACUACUACAAGCAGGCCGGCUGGGAGGAGAGCGAGUACCUGAGUGUGAUUAGCCGACGCAACCCGUGGGAUAUCUUGCUGAAUCACGUGAACACCCCGCUGCCGGGGGUGGCGGGCAGUCCGGCCGCGACGGCGGCGUUGGCGGAGCGCAAUGACAACUUUAUGUCCGACUUCAAGGACAUGAUGAUGGCCUACUACGACCUGUGCUACAACGUGAGCAUGGACGUGAUGCGGCACAUCAGCUGCGGUCUGGGGAUCCGCCCGUCGGUGCCGCAGGGCGGGACGGACCCGGCCAUGGACUACGAACUGGAGUACUUCACGUCGUUCCAUCAAAAGCGUGACUGCGACUUGCAGGCGAAGUACUACCCCCAGUUGGGCGAGAGCACCCGACUCAGCAACGGGGUCGACAUUAAAAAUCCGCAGUCGACCUCCAACCCGGACGGCGUGAAGGUGCUGCGUCGCAAAGGGGCCAAGACGCAGCCGCUGGUGAAGGGCGACGGCGACCCGGAGGGCGACGGGAAGGACGUGACGGUGCGGUUGGACGCCCACAAAGAUCUGAGCACCAUCACUUUACUCUCGCAGGACUCGCUCGGCGGGCUGGAGGUGUGGGACGAAGACAAGGGAGCUUAUACCGCCGUGCCGGUGCUGGAAGAUGCGUUGCUAAUCAAUGCGGGGCUCUUCUUGGAGAAGUGGACGGGUGGCCUGAUUGAGGCGACGCCGCACCGCGUGCGCAACGUGCGGGAGGGGCGUAGUCGCUGCAGCAUCGUCUUCUUCGCGCUGCCCGACCACGACGCCCGUAUCGAGCCGCUGCUUCAACAGGACGAUAACCCGGCCGUGGACGCACAAGAGAGCUUCUUGGCUGGUGAUAUGAUGCCGACCCCACCGGCGCCCUCUUGA
Messenger RNA from Leptomonas pyrrhocoris, 1850 nucleotides. RefSeq lists its product as hypothetical. Gene Ontology annotation, molecular function: dioxygenase activity. Bases 534 to 1850 code for a protein of 438 amino acids. The transcript has a single exon. The record is from RefSeq and is a predicted model, not a curated record. Lineage: Eukaryota; Euglenozoa; Kinetoplastea; Trypanosomatida; Trypanosomatidae.